Molecule: messenger RNA, 2846 nt
Organism: Aspergillus pseudotamarii
Lineage: Eukaryota; Fungi; Ascomycota; Eurotiomycetes; Eurotiales; Aspergillaceae
Product: ketopantoate reductase PanE/ApbA-domain-containing protein
Exons: 4
Coding region: 326-2596 (756 amino acids)
Cellular component (GO): cytoplasm
Molecular function (GO): oxidoreductase activity
Source: RefSeq, a predicted model, not a curated record
CCCUGGCUUCGGUCGUGAUAUUGCGUUCUUUCAUCCCGUGGUAGGCAGCGUCAAUCGCGCCUCCAGUCGUUGUCCUGGAGUUUCGUCUCCCUGCUACACUCUGUCCAUCGCCUUUUUUUUUUCUCUCGAUCGUGGACUAGUGGGAGAGCUUCCUUCCAUUUUUGAUCGCUAAUUAUGGCUCCUCCGCCGCGCUUGCGCAUUUUAUCAGGUUCGUACUCGCACUGCCCCGGCAAGACUGUUCCUAUUUACUUUUUGACGACAAAUUUCCUGUCGUUCCUUAAAUGGGCUUUUGUUGCAACCCAGAUCACCUUUCGGAGUACCCAGAAUGGGCCGUCAUCUAACUAGACUUUGUUUAGUCGGCAGCAAUGCUAUCUCGGCCUUCCUCUCGUGGAGACUUCAGGCGACGACCUCCUGCGACGUGACACUAGUGUGGAAAUCGGGCUAUGAGUCGGUAUCUCAAUAUGGAGUAUCCUUCAAGUCGAAAGCUUUCGGCAAUGAGCGCUUCAAACCUCGUCAUGUUGUCCGCACACCCGAAGAUGCCGCAUCUCGCGAGAACGCAUUUGACUACGUCAUUCUGUGUGUCAAGGCACUGCCAGAUGUCUACGACCUGGCUUCAGUCAUCGAAUCCGUCGUCACCCCUCAACAUACGUGUAUCCUCGUGAACACAACGAACACAUUGGGAGUAGAAUCACACCUAGAGCAGCGGUUUCCUACAAACGUCGUCCUUUCGCUUGUGUCCGGGGUGGAGAUUUCUCAGAUUGGUGCCAGCGAGUUCGAGCAUCUAAACUCAUCGGAGAUUUGGGUUGGUGCCACAAGCAAGCAAACCAGCAUUCCUUCUACGAUUCAGAAUGAUAUGGCGGCUGCACUGGCGAUGACACUGGCUUCUGGCCAAGUCGACUGCAAAGUAUCAGAUAAUAUCAGACAGGAGCAAUUCGAUCGUAUGAUAGGUCCUAUUGCUUUCUACCCCACUAGUGUAAUGUUUGAAACCUCCAACCACACACAACUUCUUGAGAAGGUCGGCGUACGCCAACUUGUUUCAGACAUCAUUGAGGAGCUCCUCGAGCUUGCGCGUGCGAACGGAUGCUCUUUUCCGAAUGACUUUGCUAAGAAGACGAUUGAAACGAUGACCGCCAAUGGUGCACCAAGUACGAUGUAUCAGGACUUCCAAGCCCGCCGUCCAAUGGAAAUUGAGACAUAUCUCGGAUCUCCAAUCAAAUUGGCGACCGAAUCAGGCGUCCGUAUCCCUCGGAUUGAGACUCUCUACGCAGUGCUUCAUCAUGUCAAUGCCACAAACUUGAGUAAGCCCCGGACCAACGAAUCUCCUCCACCUGUGCUGGCUCAACCGCCACCUCGGAUGUCUUCGGCACCGCCGAGAGGACCGAUGAAUGGCCCUAUGCGUGGAGGCAGGGCUCCUUCUGGAAUGAUGCCUAGACGUGGGCCACCACCCCACCCAGGAAUGUCAAGACCCCCGAGCGCACAGCCGCAAAUGGCCAGAAUGCCUCCUCGUGACCCUUCAUUGGAAGGUCUUGAGGAGUUCAGCCACCUCGUCAUGUACGAUGAUGCUGCCACAGCCGCAGCUGUGGCUGCAGAGAAUGGCGUACCGCCUCAGAACGGCACUAACGGCUAUCCGGAUAUGCCGCCCGGGCCUCCAUCUUCCGCAGCUGAGUUGGCUUUGAGAGAACGAGAACUGGCGAUCCGGCAGCGUGAGUUGCAGAUCAGAGAACAGGAGAUGGGUAUGCGUCGAGGUCCCCGGCGACCACCUCCCCCCCCGAGAUCGACAUUUGAUGAAGAGGACGAGGAUGACUAUUUCGAUCCAAUGGAUACUUUGCCGAUCCCAUCAAUCGAUCCGGACCAAGUGGACAUGUUGAGUAUCACCUCGAGACGGGCGAAGAAAUCAGCGCCCAGCGCCAGUCAGCUCCGUAAGAACCCGGAAAUCACUUUAAAUAAUGGCGGCGGCGGCGGUGGUGCUAGCAGGCCCGGGUCGUCCUUUAGCCGAUACUUCGGAGGAAGGAAACGUACCAGUGAUCGGAUCAUGCAGGAAAUCCCUGGCCUUCAUGAUUCUCUCAUGGACAAUCCUAUGAUGGCGUACGCAUCGAAUCGAUAUGGAGCGGUCGACAGAAACCACAUUCAGGCGGGGUCGCGUGCUAAUUCACUGACGGCCAGCCGAAUGGGUGACUACCCACCACAUCCUUACCCAACCAGUAGGAGGAACAGCCAGUCUCCGGCGACUCCUCCCUACGGUCCGCCUGGCCCUCGAAUGGGCCGACAAGGAACAUCCCAAGAUCCAAGCCUAGGCCCACCGAACGGCCCUCGUGGCGGCCAACCGUCGCCGCCCGGGCAAAUGCGGGCGCCAGUCCCCAGACAUCCGCCUGGACAAGGUAAUGCGGUAGGUCCGCAGCAAAUUGAGCAACAAUAUGGGGUGAGCAACUCGUCUUUAGCCAAGGGCACUCCCAAGCAUAGAAGUCUGACCGGAAGUGCGAGCGCCAGCGCGGAGAGUGGUGAUAGUGGGGCCAGUGCGAACCUUGAUUCCGAAACCUCAGCCCAUAGCAGCCAAAUCAGCUUGAAUGGUCAACAAGCUGCGACGCCCGUUCGUUGAUCGACGCAGCCCGUCGUCCUCCGGUUCCCCCCCCCCACCCCACCUUUCAGAAAAGCUGAGCUUUAGAACCCUGUUCUAUACGUACUCAUCUGGUUACUUCGCGUUCCAUUCUUUUCCUCCCCUGGCUGGAAGACGCAGCCCGUGGGGGUCCCCUUUGGCUUGUACAAGACUCUUUUUUAAGAUGCUUGGCAAGGGCGGUAGGAGCGGACUCAAGACCUUAUAUUCUCGUUCAGUUCAUUACAUAUACACC